AGUUUGACAGCCCUGCCACUGAGAGAGCAUAAUGACGUGGUGAACUCUGUGUGAAAAAAGAACAAUAAAUUGCCGACAAAUCUGUAGUGUAAUUAAAUUAGUUACCGCAUAGGAUCGAGCUACAUUUGGGGCUUAAUAAUAACAGAAAUCGUAGUUCCGAAACCUUGGCAAGCGGGCUCUGGAAAACUAGAAAUCUCAACACACUGACAGUCGCAAGAGCCCUACAACAAGGAGGAAGAAGAAGAAGGAGGCGAAGGCGACGACGGGCGGUUGCAUAGAACAUGAGAAUUAGAGAAUAAUUAGCGAUUGGAGCGCACCAGUUGGCCUGUUUUGUGUUGUGUUAGCCCCUUUCCGGCUGCCCCUGCCCCCGAAGAGGAGAACACACAGCCCUCGGAAUCAAUACACGUGUGCAGCGGCAACGACAACGUCAAAGUCAACAUUAGAGGCCGGAAUCUCAUGAAAGACUAACCAUGAUGAACGAGGACAGCAGUGCUGCCAGUGGCGGCGGCGUUAAAAAGUUCUUUCAGCGCCUCUCACAGACCUACCAAUCCACCUUGGACCGGAGCACACCGCACACACGGAUGCGCUGGGUUUUCGCCGGAUUUCUGCUACUGCUUUUCGUUCUGCGCAUCUUCAUCUAUCAGGGCUGGUACAUUGUGUGCUAUGCCUUGGGCAUCUACCACCUGAACCUGUUCAUCGCCUUUCUGACGCCCAAAAUCGAUCCGGAGUUCGAUCCGUAUUCGCAGGACGACGAGGACGAGGGUCCCAAUCUGCCCACGCGCAGCAAUGAGGAAUUCCGACCGUUCAUACGCCGCCUGCCCGAGUUCAAGUUUUGGCUGUCGGUGGCGAAGAGCACGCUAAUCGGGCUCAUCUGCACCUUCUUCGAUUUCUUCAAUGUGCCAGUCUUCUGGCCAAUCCUGGUCAUGUACUUCCUCACGCUGUUCUGCAUCACGAUGAAGCGGCAGAUCAAGCAUAUGAUCAAGUACAAGUAUUUGCCGUUUACGCGCAACAAGCCGCGCUACCAGCGGGUCAACGAUAUGGCGGGACCUGGACCUGGCUCCGUGGCGGCGGGCCAUGCGAAGUGACAAUUAGCCGCACAGACGCCGGAUAUGCGGGCCACGGCAGCAGGAGCGGGAGCAGGCGAUCAUUUGACCGCCUCUUCUGCAGCUGCAGUGCCACCAUCAGCAACAGCAACAACUAGCGACAACGCGGCGACCAAGGAUGUAGGGUCGCCAACUGUGGGAGGAUCAACAGCAGCAUCGUCCAUCAAACCACCGCAGAUCAUUGCCAUUGAGGACUACUAGAGAAGGCUACCAAAAGAACCAGAAGCAUAACUUCAACCAUAAAUCAAGCUUAUAUUAUGAUUUCUUUCGGUUUGUGUAGCAUUUUUCUUUCCACUGUUGAGUUGUCGUACGGCGUCUUGUGCUAAUUAUUUUGUUUAACUUUGUUUAAUCUAAAUGCUUGUUUAAAUUUAUAUUUAUAUACAAUGCUUUCUAACUAUUGUAAAUCCCCCCAACGAUACCGAAACAGAUCAGCUCUAAUUUAAAUUUUCACCCUAAUCCUAACGAUAAUUUAAUGUUUUUGCUAUCCAAAAAGUAGAAUUAUUGUAUUCGAAAACAAAUAUUUUUUGAUUAUCAUGCUUAGAUGCUAUAACAAUGUAUGCCUAAAUAUAUAUACAAACAUAUAUAUUUUGCAUUAUGAUUAUACAAUUUUUGUUAGCGUUUACUAUAAAAAAGAAUGUUAAAAAGGCGGAUUGAAAACUGAAACUAUAGGGAGUAUACACUGGGUGCGUCUUAUGAAUAAAGAAAGACACAAGAAAACCAAA
This is a messenger RNA of Drosophila elegans, 1825 nucleotides long. Its product is annotated as protein RER1. Bases 471 to 1085 code for a protein of 204 amino acids. Gene Ontology annotation, biological process: retrograde vesicle-mediated transport, Golgi to endoplasmic reticulum; protein retention in ER lumen. The record is from RefSeq and is a predicted model, not a curated record. The transcript is spliced from 2 exons. NCBI's taxonomy places the organism in Eukaryota, Metazoa, Arthropoda, Insecta, Diptera, Drosophilidae. Gene Ontology annotation, cellular component: Golgi membrane.